Messenger RNA from Gamsiella multidivaricata, 1123 nucleotides. RefSeq lists its product as uncharacterized. The transcript is spliced from 3 exons. The record is from RefSeq and is a predicted model, not a curated record. Gene Ontology annotation, molecular function: protein binding. The coding region runs from base 1 to 855 and encodes 284 amino acids. NCBI's taxonomy places the organism in Eukaryota, Fungi, Mortierellomycota, Mortierellomycetes, Mortierellales, Mortierellaceae.
AUGUCCGUCUUGGCCAUCGAGUCGGCGCCACAUCUGCAGCAGAAAACGGAGCAACAACCAUUACAGGGGAAGAUCCAGGAGCAUGAUCAGGACUCGUCGUCAACGCAGGCAGACGGAUCGUUGUUAAGGAGGACCCAUCGACAUAUCUACAUCGCAGUGCCCUCACCCACGACCCCGACGCUGAUCGACGUAUACGAUAUUGUCAAGCCCGAGAGAACAUUUGCAUCCAUUGGCGGCAACAGCAACACAAGCUCCUCGGUAUCAGGGGAGACUGUCAAGAAAUGGGGAUCUGUAAUGGCCAUUCAGUUGUUUCAGACGCGGUAUGCGGUGUCGUGUGGAUCGGAUAACGUUCUUGCAAAGUACGAUCUUGACGGCUCGUUGCAGGGGGUGCCUGAGGUCACUCAGGUCGCCUUGAAGGCGAAUGGUAUUGCGGAUAUCAAGAUCCGAAGCGAUAAUAAGAUCAUUGGACUUGCUGGGUGGGAUGGAAGGAUACGAGUGUAUUCAGCAAAGACACUGAAGCCACUAGCAGUGCUCAAGCAUCAUAGAGAGAGUCUCUACUGCCUUGCGUUUGCAGCUGUCAAUAGUGUCGAAUCGGCUGCCGCUGGAACGGAUGCCGACGUAUCAAGUGGAGAAUACGAUGGAAAACAGCCAUUGGAAACGCGAGAUGGUGGUCAUGCCGAGAAGAAGGAGGAUGGUAGUGACGCUUGGAGCGAUAGUGGAAGCGAUAGUGAAAGCGAAGAGGAAGACAACAGCGAUUUGGAGGAUGCGUUGGAGGAAAGACGGCGAUGGUCUAGGCGACAUUGGAUUGCUGUUGGAGGCAAGGAGAAUAGGGUCAGCCUCUGGGAGCUGUACUAAGGAUAUAAAAUCCAGGGACGAUGGUGACACGAAUCGUAAUCCUGCUGCUGUUUUUAUGCACUGCUGCCCAUUUGUUGUCAUGGGCUGCAUUCAAACAGACAUUUUCGGUCCUUAAUCGUCAUCGCCACCACAGCCCAUCUCAACGUUUCCUUUGACAACGUCGAAGAAGAGACGCAUCGUUCGUAUAAGGCAUAAACGCUUGGAGGCGUAUCUUGGAGAAUGAAGGCGUAGCAGGUUAUCGUCGAAUUGGUUCAUUUGCCAGUGCCCG